UCGUAAUUGGCAAUCAAAAACACGAAACUGGUGAUGGACCUGGCUGCUAUGGGCUUGAUAAUUCCGAUCCAAUCCAUGUAGCUUUUUGUAAAGCCCAUAUUCGUUGUAAUUACACUUUUUAUUCUGAUUAUGGCUGUAAAGGAAGUGUUGUUGCUGAAGGAUCGGAUAGAACUCAUUAUGAUCCUCCUAUCACU
Molecule: messenger RNA, 194 nt
Organism: Racocetra fulgida
Lineage: Eukaryota; Fungi; Glomeromycota; Glomeromycetes; Diversisporales; Gigasporaceae
Source: the annotation of a GenBank genome assembly